Molecule: messenger RNA, 885 nt
Organism: Drosophila persimilis
Lineage: Eukaryota; Metazoa; Arthropoda; Insecta; Diptera; Drosophilidae
Product: protein MLN51 homolog
Exons: 2
Coding region: 1-885 (294 amino acids)
Source: RefSeq, a predicted model, not a curated record
AUGUCCAAGCUCGGUGCUCUCUUCGCCCUGAGCUGCCUGCUGGCCUUGGCCUUGGCCGAGCCACGCCUUCAGCAGCGCCAGCUCCUCCGCCAUCAGCAGCAGCAGCAGCAGCAGCAGCUCCAGCAGCAGCACCCGUAUCUCUUCCUGUCCAUACCCAGGGGUCUACCCAAUGCUGGUGCCGUUGUCCAAGGCUUUGAGAUUGUUGAGGAGGCCGAUGAUGAUGACGACGACGAUGUGGCGCAGCCUGUCCAUCCUCAGGAUGAUGAUGAUAAUGAUGAUGACAAUGGUGAGGAGCUCAACGACGAUGAUGAGGAUGAGCUGGAGCACCAGCUGGGCCUCAACUUUGCCCGCCACGGCCAGUUGGUUCUGCUUAACAACCAGAACAAGAACCACUUCCAGGAGGACGAGGAUAUCGAGGAUGAUGAUGAUGAGGACGAUGAGCCACCCACCCAAAUGGUGAUCCCCAGGGAUCAGGCUGGUGCCAUCAUGGUGCCCGACGGCAUCAUUGAGAUCGAGGGCCAGAGCGUCGUCGAUGAGAAAACUGGCAAGGCUGCCCUUCUCGUACCCCGUGCCGCUCUUGAUGCCAUUCCCGACGGCGCCGUCGUCGCCCUCAUGGAGCGCUCGGCCUCCGCCGCCGACUCCGAUGCCGUUGAGGAGGAGCGCGCCAACCGCGUCGUUGUCCGCCGCCGCAAGAAUAACGGCCGUCGCAAUAUUCGCCGUCGCGGCUCAAACGGACGUCGCCGUCGUCGUCGUGGUGGUGCCUCCGGCAACAGGAGACGCCGCGUCGGUGGCAACCGUCGGCGCAACGUACGCGUAAUCCGACCCACCAGCAACCGGCAACGCGGCCAGCGACGCCGCGGGGGUCAAGUCGUCCUGCAGGGCUAA